Molecule: messenger RNA, 1535 nt
Organism: Scatophagus argus
Lineage: Eukaryota; Metazoa; Chordata; Actinopteri; Scatophagidae
Product: coxsackievirus and adenovirus receptor homolog
Exons: 6
Coding region: 216-1346 (376 amino acids)
Biological process (GO): homotypic cell-cell adhesion
Cellular component (GO): bicellular tight junction; basolateral plasma membrane; intercalated disc
Molecular function (GO): cell adhesion molecule binding
Source: RefSeq, a predicted model, not a curated record
GAAAGCGCAUCCCGGAGCCAGAAGACACCCAUCCAUCGAUGACUCCCAAGUCAGCGGAGAGUAGCGUGCCAAGCUACCAACGAACCUGAAGGUGCUGAGUUGAAGCAAGACGUGCAGCUAAAUGGAUGAGGCGAAACACAGGGAGACUUAAUUGUGCAGUUAAUGGACGUAGGAGAUCACAUUGAUGUUAAUCCUUCAAGCCCCCAAACAUUUCCAUGGCUUUGGUCUUGCUCAUCGGUCUGGUGUCAGUACUUUUUACAUCCACCUGUGGAUUGAAUUUAACCAGCCCCUCUUCUGAAUACCAAGCAGCGCUAGGACAUGACAUCAGCCUCAGAUGCCAUUUCACCCUUGCUUCUGUGGAUGUUGGCGACUUGGAGAUUGAGUGGACGGUCAACCGUUCAGAUGGUCAAGAGGAAGAGGAACACCUCAUCUGUUACACUGAGAACGUACUACACCACUUCACUGGUUUUGAAGGCCGAGUCCACUUUUCCUCUCCAGAUCCCCAAGAUGGAGAUGCUUCACUAACCAUUAAACGUGUUAAGAUUACAGACAAAGGUACUUAUCAAUGUACAGUAAAAAAGUUUCGAGAAGUCCAAAGCAGUCAGAUUAAGCUGAUGGUAAUGGAGGAGGUGCCUGUUCCAGUUUAUGGUUCCGAUGGUGGCACUGAGUCUGAUGUGGACUUAAAGCUGAGGAACAGGUCUUCACUAGUCACCACCUUCCCUGCAAACUACAGUUUGUUGCCAUCCACCGAAACUUCUGCAAGCUCUCAUGAUGACUUGUCUUCACAAGACAAUGCAAAAACCACCACAGGAACCACCACUGUAAUCACCACAGGAACUAUCACAGGAACCUACCCUCACACACUCCAGGCAACUACUGUUGUGGUAAUGAUGUCAGUAUUCAACCAAGUUUUUGGAAUGGUCCAUGACACUGCUGAAACCCACACGGUUCAUUUGAACCUCACCACGGAAUCUCAAAACACUUCAUCACUGGAUGGGGCAGUAUCAAUCGCAGUGACUGUUCCCAUUACUUUCAUUAUCAUAAUUUCGGCAGGCAUAAUUUUCCGCUGCUGGAAACAAAAAAAACAGCAGAAGUCUGAUGAAGAAAAUGUCUCAGCUGAUGAAGAGAGGUUUGUCCCUGCACAGCCAGAAAUGACCACGAUGGUAGACUGUAUAGAGAACACAUGGAAUUUGUGGGAGAAGAUGGGCAUGGAACUUGAAGACAUAACCAUAACCCUUAUGAAAAUUAAGGAGGAGGAUUCUACAGAAGAGAUACCUGAAACAAAUGUGGAUUAUGAGGAUGGAGAAGUUAUGGGAGCAUUACUUUCAAAGAUUACCAGCUUGUGAGCUUUAAUUCAGCCCAGAGAAAGGCUUCUGUUAGUUUAAGUGUAAGUUUGGUCUGAUCACAAUGGUAUACUGAGAAAAUGGAUGGAAGUUUUUUACAGGGCCACUUGGGGCCAUCACUCAUUUGAAAUAAUGUUAUGUCAUUAUGUACUGACAUAGUGCAUCAUAGCUAGAAUUUGGUUGUUAUUGCAU